AUGAAUUUCUUCAAGUUCAAGCACCCUGCCGCGAAGGCCUCACGCGAAUGCACGCUAAAGCCUGGAUGGUCUAGUGGUAUGAUUCCUGCUUUGGGUGCAGGAGGUCUCCAGUUCAAUCCUGGAUUCAGGCCUUUUUUUUAUGUUGCGCCACUACCGACCUUUAAAGGAGAACGGAAAGAAACGGAAUCUGGUCGCUCCCUUUACACAUUCGCUAGCCGAAAAUCACAGGAAGCGGAACUCUGCUUCACUACCAAUUCAGCUACGAUCUGGGCUAUUGCUAGUCGAGGAAAACCUCAAAAUGGGGCGCCCAGGCUGCAACUCACCUCAGCUGAGUACAAGCCUGAUGAUCCCAACCCUCUCGUUGACGAAAGUGAACCACCUACGAGCAUCGCAGAUGUUGAGAAACCGCCUCCCGCAGAUGCAGAGUUCACAGCAGCUGAAAUCCGUUCACUGUUCAUGGAGGUGGUCCUUCAGCCUAUCUUUCUGGAUCGAGCCUUGCUCGCCAUGUCACAGGAUGAUGAUGGCAAAUGGCGGUGUCCGCGUUGUCAAGAAUUGUAUGGCCAUGACCCUGAAUCACAAGAACACGACCAUGGAUCGCGGACACAUUUGGAGAGACAUACAUUUAUACCAAACAUUCAGACUGGAAAGAUCUUGUCCUCCAAAUGCUUACUGCCAACAGCGACGUAUUCAAAUGCCCUACUCAUGACUGUGACUUCAAGGCAGAGACAGAAGCCCUCGUUCGCACCCACUGCCUUGAGUGCAUCGCACACCACAAAGUACAGGGCUAGACGUGGGAUCAAAAGCCACCAGAUCACCAGCACCCAGAUUACGCAGCGAGCCACAAGACGUGUGGAAGGUUAUACACAGUUGCUGAUGGAAGUCAGGUCCAUUUUCAAUGAUGUGGAGGAUGAGGUCAAUCAUACGCAUCCAUCAUUGAAUUUCAUUCUGAUUGUUUUUGUGCAGAGCCAUCGUGCAAGACUGCAUGCCAACGUCGACUCCCUCAUUGGCCAGGCCGACACCUUUUCCACGUCGGACAAACACAUCCCGGUCACAAUGUUGGAGCUUCUUGAGCUCGUUGAAGAGUUGUCUGAUCUUUCUGAGGAUUCUGAUUAA
Molecule: messenger RNA, 1113 nt
Organism: Laccaria bicolor S238N-H82
Lineage: Eukaryota; Fungi; Basidiomycota; Agaricomycetes; Agaricales; Hydnangiaceae
Exons: 9
Coding region: 1-1113 (370 amino acids)
Source: RefSeq, a predicted model, not a curated record